Molecule: messenger RNA, 4940 nt
Organism: Acomys russatus (golden spiny mouse)
Lineage: Eukaryota; Metazoa; Chordata; Mammalia; Rodentia; Muridae
Gene: Slc12a6
Product: solute carrier family 12 member 6
Exons: 25
Coding region: 577-3867 (1096 amino acids)
Biological process (GO): chemical synaptic transmission; potassium ion homeostasis; cell volume homeostasis
Cellular component (GO): membrane
Molecular function (GO): potassium:chloride symporter activity
Source: RefSeq, a predicted model, not a curated record
AAAUAAAUGUUUCACCUGAAGGAGGAGAAAAGCCUUCCACUGACUCACUCUUAGGAGGGUUUUCCCACAUGCUUUGAACUUAAGCAACAAUGGAAAUCCUAUCCCUUGUUUUCUGAGUUGACACAGUGCCAGUCUUCAUUAAAGAGGGUAGUUAGUGAAAUAAACUGUCCCCUAAUCCCUCUCAUAUGAAAUAUGAGGACCGUGGUUAAGAUGAUGGAGUCCAGAGAGGUGGAAAUAAAUUAAGUAAAGGAAACAAAUGGGAGACACGAGGUGGACAGCUCUUGAUGUACUGUGCGCAGGCUUCAGCUUUCUGCCGCCUGGAGAAACAGCCCCUACAGUUGCAGUUCUACAGGUUAAUAACAAUAAGCAGGGGUGGAGUGCUUAAGCCUUUUAAGAGAAUGAUAAACACGGCGGAAGGCGUGUCUUCGUGGGCUCCACUCCCUUGGGGCUGUGGUCACGUGGGCUCAGUACUUCCCGAUUCCCAGCCACUGUCUCCUUAGGCUGUGGUCUGAAUGUGGAGGGAGGCAGGGAAACUCGGAAGGAAAUUUAAACGCUGAGAGCAGGGUCGGAAGAACAAUGCCGCACUUCACUGUGACCAAAGUGGAGGACCCAGAGGAGGGUGCAGUGGGCCCUGAGCCCAGCUCAGCACAAGUAAAAGCCUGGAUUCAGGAUCCCCAAGAGCCAGACCCGAGUCAGAACUCCGUCACAGGGGAGCACAGCCAGCUGUUAGAUGAUGGACAUAAGAAAGCUCGAAAUGCUUAUCUCAAUAAUUCCAACUAUGAAGAAGGAGACGAGUAUUUUGAUAAAAAUCUGGCACUCUUUGAGGAAGAAAUGGACACCAGACCAAAGGUAUCUUCUCUCCUCAACCGCAUGGCCAACUAUACUAAUCUGACACAAGGAGCAAAGGAACAUGAAGAGGCAGAGAACAUCACUGAAGGGAAAAAGAAGCCAACCAAGAGCCCCCAAAUGGGUACUUUCAUGGGUGUCUACCUCCCAUGUCUACAGAAUAUUUUUGGAGUGAUCCUCUUUCUGCGUCUUACCUGGGUAGUGGGCACAGCCGGAGUCCUCCAGGCCUUUGCAAUUGUCCUUAUCUGCUGCUGCUGUACAAUGUUAACUGCCAUCUCCAUGAGUGCCAUCGCCACUAACGGAGUGGUACCAGCUGGGGGCUCAUACUUCAUGAUUUCCCGGGCCCUGGGCCCAGAGUUUGGUGGGGCUGUGGGCCUCUGCUUUUAUCUUGGCACCACGUUUGCAGCAGCCAUGUAUAUUCUUGGUGCCAUUGAAAUUUUUCUGGUGUAUAUUGUUCCCCGAGCUGCCAUCUUUCGAAGUGACGAUGCACUCAAGGAAUCAGCAGCCAUGCUAAAUAACAUGCGUGUCUAUGGCACAGCCUUCUUGGUCCUCAUGGUCUUGGUGGUAUUCAUCGGAGUACGCUAUGUUAAUAAGUUUGCCUCACUUUUCCUGGCCUGUGUAAUUGUGUCCAUCUUGGCUAUCUACGCUGGUGCAAUCAAGUCUUCCUUUGCUCCACCACACUUCCCAGUCUGCAUGCUGGGCAACCGCACCCUGUCAUCAAGACAUAUUGACGUUUGCUCUAAGACCAAGGAAGUUAACAACAUGACAGUGCCAUCAAAGCUGUGGGGAUUCUUCUGCAACUCAAGUCAGUUUUUUAAUGCCACCUGUGAUGAGUACUUUGUGCACAAUAACGUCACCUCAAUCCAGGGCAUUCCUGGGCUGGCUAGUGGGAUCAUUACUGAAAACCUUUGGAGUAAUUAUUUACCAAAGGGUGAGAUUAUUGAAAAGCCAUCAGCCAAGUCAUCUGAUGUCGUGGGCAACUUAAACCAUGAGUAUGUCCUUGCUGACAUCACCACCUCCUUCACUCUCCUGGUGGGGAUCUUCUUUCCUUCUGUCACAGGUAUCAUGGCUGGGUCCAACAGAUCCGGAGACCUGAAAGAUGCUCAGAAGUCCAUUCCCAUUGGAACCGUCCUUGCCAUCCUGACCACAUCCUUUGUGUAUUUAAGCAAUGUUGUCCUUUUUGGUGCAUGUAUUGAAGGAGUCGUUCUCAGAGACAAAUUCGGGGAUGCUGUGAAAGGUAAUUUGGUUGUCGGCACAUUAUCCUGGCCAUCCCCAUGGGUGAUUGUUAUUGGCUCCUUCUUCUCAACAUGCGGGGCUGGACUGCAGAGCCUCACGGGUGCACCUAGGCUGCUACAGGCCAUUGCCAAGGAUAACAUCAUCCCUUUCCUUAGGGUUUUUGGUCACAGCAAAGCCAAUGGGGAGCCUACUUGGGCCUUACUUCUAACUGCUGCCAUAGCGGAGCUAGGAAUUCUCAUCGCCUCCCUGGAUCUUGUAGCCCCAAUUCUUUCUAUGUUUUUUCUCAUGUGUUACCUCUUUGUGAACUUGGCAUGUGCCUUGCAAACAUUACUCCGAACCCCCAACUGGAGGCCCCGAUUCCGUUACUAUCACUGGGCCCUCUCUUUCAUGGGAAUGAGUAUCUGCCUGGCUCUGAUGUUCAUCUCCUCCUGGUAUUAUGCCAUUGUAGCCAUGGUAAUAGCUGGUAUGAUCUACAAGUACAUUGAGUAUCAGGGGGCUGAGAAAGAAUGGGGUGAUGGUAUCCGUGGGCUGUCACUCAGCGCAGCCCGCUUCGCUUUGCUCCGCCUAGAGGAAGGACCUCCUCACACUAAAAACUGGAGGCCUCAGUUGCUGGUUCUGCUGAAGCUGGAUGAAGACUUGCAUGUCAAGCACCCGCGCCUCCUCACCUUUGCCUCCCAGCUUAAGGCAGGAAAGGGACUCACCAUUGUGGGCUCUGUCAUCGUGGGGAACUUCCUGGAGAACUAUGGUGAAGCGCUGGCUGCGGAGCAGACCAUUAAGCACCUAAUGGAGGCAGAGAAGGUAAAAGGAUUCUGCCAGCUGGUGGUGGCUGCCAAGCUGAAAGAGGGCAUUUCCCACCUUAUCCAGUCCUGUGGCCUUGGGGGCAUGAAGCACAACACCGUGGUGAUGGGCUGGCCCAAUGGCUGGCGUCAGAGUGAAGAUGCUCGUGCGUGGAAGACCUUCAUUGGCACAGUUCGAGUGACAACUGCUGCCCACCUAGCCCUGCUGGUGGCUAAAAAUGUCUCCUUCUUUCCCAGCAACGUGGAACAAUUUUCUGAGGGCAACAUUGAUGUAUGGUGGAUUGUGCAUGAUGGGGGCAUGCUCAUGCUAUUACCGUUCCUACUGAAACAGCACAAGGUAUGGAGAAAAUGCAGCAUUCGGAUUUUCACAGUAGCCCAACUAGAAGACAACAGCAUCCAGAUGAAGAAGGACCUGGCCACCUUCCUGUACCAUCUGCGCAUUGAGGCGGAAGUGGAAGUGGUGGAGAUGCACGACAGUGACAUAUCUGCCUAUACCUAUGAGCGUACCCUGAUGAUGGAACAGAGGUCCCAGAUGCUCCGGCACAUGCGGCUAUCCAAAACAGAACGAGACAGAGAGGCACAACUGGUGAAAGAUCGAAACUCAAUGUUACGCUUAACUAGCAUUGGUUCUGACGAGGAUGAAGAGACAGAAACUUACCAGGAGAAGGUCCACAUGACUUGGACCAAGGAUAAAUACAUGGCAUCCCGGGGACAAAAGGUCAAGUCAAUGGAAGGAUUCCAGGACCUACUUAAUAUGCGUCCGGACCAGUCCAAUGUGAGGCGGAUGCACACGGCAGUGAAGCUCAAUGAAGUCAUAGUUAACAAGUCCCACGACGCAAAGCUGGUUCUGUUGAAUAUGCCAGGGCCACCCCGAAACCCUGAAGGUGAUGAGAACUACAUGGAAUUCCUAGAAGUACUCACGGAGGGAUUAGAGCGAGUCCUUCUCGUCCGGGGUGGUGGCAGUGAAGUGAUCACCAUUUACUCAUAAUCAGCUUGUGGAAUGUUCUGCUUGGUCUUACCGUCCCUAAAAGACUCACAUCCAUGGAGAUAACAGCUCUUUCCUACCACUCCCACUCUAAUCUUGCAGAGCUGAGCCCCAACUAUGCUCUUGGCUGCAACAUGAUCUGCCAUCCCAGCAGAAGCAAAUACUCCCUCAACAUCAGAAUGGUCAAGUCUUAAAAGCUAUUUCUAUAGCUGGAGAAGACAAGUCAAAAUUAGCAAACUAAGCCUAAGGGAACCUUUUGGCAUGCUGAAGGUAGUGAGUGAGUAAAAUAUGCUAGAAAUUUAACUAAAAACAGAAAACAAGUUCAUAUCCAACAUUCAGGAUAAGUGUCAGAAGACACAGUUCAGUGAUGGCACCAGAGAGGUUAUAGGCAGUCAGCCUUACCUUAAUGAAAAAGAAUGGCCAAGUGAAUGUUACCAUUGGGGAGAUGGCCUGCAGCAAGCAAGAUGGAAACUUAGGUUACCAAGAUACAGAACCUGAAACUUAGCUGCAGCCUCUGCUUCCCCAGAUACCAAGUUUUAUUGUCUGUGCUGUGCCACUGUAUAUUCUGUCUUUAAAACCCAUUCUGUGGUUAUAAUGCAGACAGUGUUACUAUAGAAGUGGUUUUUGAAGGUAAAAAUUGUUUUCAGGUUUUCAAGUGGCUGAACUAAGGGGAUUCCAAAGAGUACCUAUAAAAUGUACAGAAACACAGUCUGUGGUUAGCUAUGCAACACAAAGCACAUACAUUAUUAUCUAAGAAAUGUAGGUUGUUAUGUAGGUUAACCAGGAGGGUCUCAUCUCCUAUCCUUAGUAGGCACUGGUCUAAAAAUAAAAAUUAAAAAAGCUGUAAGGAAGACACUAGGGCUGUGUGCUACCACAGGAGGCUCCAGGUUUUAAAGGGGUUGACAGUGGAACUGGGUGAAAGCCAAACCCUUUCCACUGUGCCAAAAUCAUCUGCCUACAGUGGCAGACAGGUUUGCAUCAGCUUGACACAAGAAAUCAAUCUGACCUCUUCACCAAAGCCAUAGUGAAGACCUGAGGCACUCACCUCCAUGCCCAGAGCUGAGCUUUCCCCUUUC